Messenger RNA from Diabrotica virgifera virgifera (western corn rootworm), 2972 nucleotides. RefSeq lists its product as uncharacterized. Lineage: Eukaryota; Metazoa; Arthropoda; Insecta; Coleoptera; Chrysomelidae. The coding region runs from base 310 to 2943 and encodes 877 amino acids. The record is from RefSeq and is a predicted model, not a curated record. The transcript has 2 exons.
GGACAAGGUUGAAUAUUUUUGUCAAACUACCGAAUAUUUGUCAAAAUUUGCAGUAAAUUAACAAAACUACAUUUAUAUACACCUAUUUUAAUUCUGAAGUAAAAUGAAACGAUGUAUGAUUCCAGUUUAACGUGUCAGUGCUGUCACUGUAGUAGUGGUCAAGGUUUCAUUUCCAAAUUUCUGCCAAAUUCAUGUUGCAUUAAAUUUUUCAUUUUUGGCACUCUCUUAAUCUUCAUCGGACACUACCUCACCAACCAGUUCGUAGGUUGUUUUCCAUUUGCCGAACCUGCAUAUACUUUCUAGACGACGAUGAAUAACCAAGAAGAAUAUGAACAGAAAGAAAAUUAUCAAAAAUAUGGAAAUGCUUUCCACGUACCAGCUGAAUAUGGAAAUAUUUUUAAAUGUAAGCAUUGUUUACGCAGGUCCUAUAGUAAACAAACUUGGUAUGGAGGAGGUGUGCACUGUGUUUCUCCAAAUAUACAAAGACCAAUGAAAUCUUAUCACGAACAACAUUACAAAGCAGAGAAGAAAAGACCGUGUCAAUAUUAUCAAAAUUAUAAAAUAAGAUGUACCAAAAAGUAUCAUGAUACUGCUAGAUUUACAGAAUUUAAGGAUGUUGGGAUAUCAUCGUCUAAUCUAUUAGCCAAAGAAGAAAAAGAAAGUUUAAACUCGAUAAAACGUCAAAAAAUGGAUUCACCAUCAAAUCAACAUUUAAAUGCUCAUGGGUUCGAAAAUGAAAAUACCUCUCCAAAUAAAGAGGGCAGUUCCAACUCAACUACUGUUUCACAUAAUACGUCUAGUUUCUUAGCAGAAGAAAAAGAAUAUUUAAACUCUAUAAAAUGUCAAAAACUGGAUUCACCAUCAAAUAAACAUGUAAAUGCUCCUGGGUUCAAAAAUGGGAAUACCUCUCCAAACAAAAUGGUUAAUUCUAGCUCAACUACUUUUACAUGUGGUACGCAAAUAAACUUAGAAAACUGUUUAAAUAAAAGUCAAACUAAAGAAAACGAAGAUUGUAAGAAAACUUGUCAAACAGAAUAUUUUGUUAAAGUUGAGUGCCGACGACACGGCAGCAUGAACUGUUUUAAAAAUAACAAUCCUAAUGCAAAUUUUUCAAAAGACGAAAAUUCCUUUCACGAAACCAAAAAAGUAUUAGAAAAUUACUCAAAUGAAACUUGUCGAAAUAUUGUCCAAUCCAAUUCUAAAACACACUGUGUAAACAUUAAAGAGCCCUGCAAAAAAAUUCCGCUUGCAAUCUCCGUAAAAAGUCGUACAGAUGUGAAAAAUAUUAACGUUAAUAUUGAAGUCAGUUUAAAAAGAAAAAAACAAAAACAAAAAUCGAAACAAAAAAAUAAUAACAAAGUUAAAGAUAAUAUAAAAAUCGAACCCUGCCCGGCUUAUACUAAAGAGCAAAAGCAACAAAAAUGUAUGUGGGUAAGGUCUGAACCAGUGUCAAUUGUCGAUAUCCAACCACAAAGAAGAGAAAAAUUUAGUUUUCUACAGUUUUUUAAAUUCGGAAAGAAAAAGAAUGCAAAAAAUAGCACUGUAAUUGUUAAAACAUCCAUGCCUGUAAAGGAAAAGCGAGUAUCAGUACUUACAAAAGACACACAGGAAAAGAUACAAAAAGAUGAAAAAAAUGCAAUUGAAAAAGCUGAAGCAAACAAUCCCGUAAAAAAAGUUGAAGAUCUAACCAAAGCCGAGCUUAACAACAGUGCAGUAGAAAAUCAUAAGCUAAUCGUAGACCAAAGAAAUCAACCUGUAGUAAAUAAUGGAACGGGAUCUAAAGGCAAAAAUCCAGUUCAGGUCAAUAACACAGAAGAUGCAAAUCAUAAAAUAUCCACAAGCCAAGGAAAUUCAAACCAAGAAUCCAAGAAACCAAGGAAAAUAAAAAGAAGUUCGUUUACUUAUAUUAUUGAGAAGCCAUUAGAGCAUAAAAAGGAAACGGAGAAACAAAUGUUUUCUCCUGGUCAGAAUAUUCAACGUAUAAAACCUUCAAACUUAUUUACAAGCAAUCAAAAAGAAACUAAUAAAGUGCUAAUCCUACAAAAUGACCACUCCAAAGCAACAAACGAUAAAAAACCAGAGGAGCUUCAAAAAGACCAAGUUUCCAUAGGUCAAAGUAAUCGAGUAAAUUCACUUCUAAAUGAAAUUCAAGUAGAAAAUAAUCAAGCAUUCACCAGUGAAAAUGACCAACCUAAUACAAGUCAUUCUACUACAAACGCUGUAGACAGAACAACAAAUCAAGCAGCAUCUAGCAGCCAAACUAACAAACCUGACAAAAGUAUUCUUACCCCGCAUAAAUCUGCAUAUAAAAAGUUUCUGGCAGAGUAUGAGCAAAGUAAGAGUACGAAGCAAAUGAAUAAUGAUAAGGUACUUACCAGACGUGACAGAAAUUCUGAAUCCAGUUCGAUAAAGCACGUUGACUCCCGAUUAAUAUAUAUACUGCGAGGAGUACCGGUUAAAGGAAAAUUGCUUAUAUAUUCAGAGCGUGAACUCCAAUUAUUCCAUUUUGUUUCUACCGAUAAGUGUGUAUAUGAUACAAAAGAAGACAUCUUUAAAUGGUUAAAGAUAUAUACCAGACACUUGCUGCUUUUCUAUCAGUGUAACAAAUAUAAAGUUAGUGUACUCAUAAAAAUAUGUUCAAACAGCUACCAUAACCGAUGUAAAAGUAAUAAAAUGCUCAAAUUGGCUAUCCUUAAUAAUAAUGAUGCUAACAAAAAAAUCAAUAGUAUACUAGACAUAUCCAAUUUCGAUUCGUUACAAAAAACCAAUGACAUAAGUCCAUGUCGAUUGGUGCAAGUCUAUCAUGCAAAUUUAAGAAGAGAUAUCUAUUUAAUCAAUAAUAAAUAUCUUAAAAUAACUUACACUGAUUUUUUAAAACAUUUGGUUAUUCUUGUUCAUGUAAUUUAUUUGUUAUUGAUUGUUUAUUUUACUUUUUGUUUUUAAAAUUGCUAAUAAAUAAAAUAUAUAAUGUA